CAUAAAAAUGGCAGCUGUUUUUCAUGACCAAUGCAAUCGACUAGUCUAGAUUCUACAUAGACUUAGAUCUAGAUCUAGAUCUAUUCUAGGUCUAGACCUAGAUUCUAGAUCUAUAAAGAAUCUACAUCACGACGUCCAGAAAAUAAAAAAGAAUACUGAAGCUCAAUAUGGCCAGACACAUUUUUGUAGGCAGUAGAAGCCGUCGCUUUGAUUUGGCUAAUAUCACAGUGGAACCGGUGAUAUUUCUCUACAUGUUUACCAAUUUUCUCUACUUUCCCACACUGCAAUUUUUAAUUUUGCACAAAGUUUGCUUGAGUGAAUUCAGCAAUGAAUUCUGUGAGGCUAUGGAACAAAAUGAAACCUUUAAACAUCAUCAUUUGAAAGAGCUCCAUAAUAUAAGUGCAGAAACAUCAUUUUGGAUUCUUAAAACUAACAUUGCUGUUACUGUACCUUCAUUUUUUGUUGUUAUUCUAUUCCUUGGUUCUCUUGGAGACAAAAUUGGUCGAAAAGUUCCAGUCAUUCUGCCCUGUCUUGGCGCCUUUGUUGCGUACCUGUCUGCACUACUGAAUGCCAGGUUUAUGUCAGCUUCACUUGGCUACAUCCUGAUUGGGCCGGUGAUAAAUGGACUGACUGGGGGCUACAUAGCUUGUCUCAUGUCAGUCUUCAGCUAUGUCGGCCACAUCUCAACACCCACCAGUAAAAUCACCAGAGUGGGCAUUGUCCAGUCUAUGGUGUACUUGUCAGGCACUGUUGGCAUCUUUGUGUCUGGCAUCAUGAUAGAACAGUUGGGCUAUGUGUGGACAUUUUUCUGUGCAUGCCUCAUCAUACUGUUGGCUGUCAUCUACUCCGUUGCUUGGCUAGAGAAUGUUGGGCCCAGCAGUAGUGAAGCCAGUCAAGGGGAAGGCUGCUGUAAGAUGAUGUUCAACUUUGUCAUCCAGUCCUUUCACUGUGUGCUGCAACGCAGAGAGAGAAAGGUUUUCCCGGCUCUUUUACUUUUGAUUGUGGCAAUAGACGUCCUAAUGUUAUGUACAUCAGGGGACAUGGACAUCAACCUGCUGUACCUGAAGGACAAUUUGGACUUCUCUCCACAGCUGUUUGGCUAUCUGAGAGGGUUGGACAACUUCCUGCGUGGCCUGAUCUUACUGACCUUCCUGCCUCUGGUGAGGAAACUGACCAGCAUGAGAGAGCUGCCACUUGUCAUGUUUGGCCUCGUGUCCUACACCAUUGACUUCAUCCUGGUGGGGGCGGCAAGCACCAAGUGGAUGGUUUUUUUAGCUGCUGGUGUGGGAAUGUUUAAAGGGAUUCCAUCUGCUGGGAUUAGAUCAACAGCCUCAACUUUGGUACCUGCUAAUGAACAAGGUCGCUUGUUUGGUGUCAUAGCUGCAUCUGAAAGUGUCAUCUCCCUUGUGGCCAGCCUGUUGUUUAACCAGCUGUACCCUGCCACCCAAGCCAUCUACCCUGGCCUGUGCUACAUGCUUGGAGCUGCCCUGCUCCUGCUUAUAGCUGCUCUCGUGUGUUUUGUCCACAUGGCUUUAGUAAAGCCAGAAGUACUGCCACCCUACCAAGUGAUUGAAGAGGAGCCACACCCUGAUGAUGCUCAGCAAGCUACAAUUAAUUAGUUCAUUACAGUAAUUACAGACAAGAUGACUUACUGCUUGUUGCUCUAGUCAGAAUACUUGGGAUUGUCUGUAUCAACAUGUUGUCUGAUAUACUGCUGUAUCAACAUGUCUGAUAUAUUGCUGUAUCAACAUGUUGUCUGAUAUACUGCAGUAUCAACAUGUUUUCUGAUAUACUGCUGUAUCAUGUCUGAUAUACUGCUGUAUCAACAUGUUGUCUGAUAUACUGCUGUAUCAUGUCUGAUAUACUGCUGUAUCAACAUGUCUGAUAUAUUGCUGUAUCAACAUGUUGUCUGAUAUACUGCUGUAUCAACAUGUCUGAUAUAUUGCUGUAUCAUGUCUGAUAUAUUGCUGUAUCAACAUGUCUGAUAUAUUGCUGUAUCGACAUGUUGUCUGAUAUAUUGCUGUAUCAACAUGUAGUCUGAUAUAUUGCUGUAUCAACAUGUUGUCUGAUAUAUUGCUGUAUCAACAGUUGUCUGAUAUAUUGCUGUAUCAUGUCUGAUAUAUUGCUGUAUCAUGUCUGAUAUAUUGCUGUAUCAACAUGUUGUCUGAUAUAUUGCUGUAUCAACAGUUGUCUGAUAUAUUACUGUAUCAUGUCUGAUAUAUUGCUGUAUCAUGUCUGAUAUAUUGCUGUAUCAACAUGUUGUCUGAUAUAUUGCUGUAUCAACAUGUUGUCUGAUAUAUUGCUGUAUCAACAUGUUGUCUGAUAUAUUGCUGUAUCAACAUGUUGUCUGAUAUAUUGCUGUAUCAACAUGUUGUCUGAUAUAUUGCUGUAUCAACAGUUGUCUGAUAUAUUGCUGUAUCAUGUCUGAUAUAUUGCUGUAUCAUGUCUGAUAUAUUGCUGUAUCAACAUGUUGUCUGAUAUAUUGCUGUAUCAACAGUUGUCUGAUAUAUUACUGUAUCAUGUCUGAUAUAUUGCUGUAUCAUGUCUGAUAUAUUGCUGUAUCAACAUGUUGUCUGAUAUAUUGCUGUAUCAACAUGUUGUCUGAUAUAUUGCUGUAUCAACAUGUUGUCUGAUAUAUUGCUGUAUCAACAUGUUGUCUGAUAUAUUGCUGUAUCAACAGUUGUCUGAUAUAUUGCUGUAUCAUGUCUGAUAUAUUGCUGUAUCAACAUGUUGUCUGAUAUAUUGCUGUAUCAACAUGUCUGAUAUAUUGCUAUAUCAACAUGUUGUCUGAUAUAUUGCUGUAUCAACAUGUUUUCUGAUAUAUUGCUGUAUCGUGUCUGAUAUAUUGCUGUAUCAACAUGUCUGAUAUAUUGCUGUAUCAACAUGUUGUCUGAUAUAUUGCUGUAUCGUGUCUGAUAUAUUGCUGUAUCGUGUCUGAUAUAUUGCUGUAUCAACAUGUUGUCUGAUAUACUGCUGUAUCAACAUGUUGUCUGAUAUAUUGCUGUAUCAACAUGUCUGAUAUAUUGCUGUAUCAACAUGUUGUCUGAUAUAUUGCCGUAUCAACAUGUUGUCUGAUAUACUGCUGUAUCAACAUGUUGUCUGAUAUACUGCUGUAUCAACAUGUCUGAUAUAUUGCUGUAUCAACAUGUUGUCUGAUAUAUUGCUGUAUCAACAUGUCUGAUAUAUUGCUGUAUCAACAUGUUGUCUGAUAUAUUGUAAUGUAGCUACUGUUACAUGAUAAGUUUGUACUUCUUAAUACAUCAAUCUUGGUUACAUCAUUACAUCUUUCUUACACCAUUCACAUGUAACUGCUUACAUUUAUUACACCAUUCACAUUCAGCUGCUUACAUUUCUUACACCAUACAUUCCUUCUAAAGCCAUAAAGAACUAAAAAUAAAGAACUAAAAACCGGC
Messenger RNA from Physella acuta, 3413 nucleotides. Its product is annotated as lysosomal proton-coupled steroid conjugate and bile acid symporter SLC46A3. Gene Ontology annotation, molecular function: transmembrane transporter activity. NCBI's taxonomy places the organism in Eukaryota, Metazoa, Mollusca, Gastropoda, Physidae. The record is from RefSeq and is a predicted model, not a curated record. Gene Ontology annotation, biological process: transmembrane transport. Gene Ontology annotation, cellular component: membrane.